AUGAAUAAUGAUCAAUCAUAAGAAAAUAUUGACUAAUAUCUUCAUUCUUUUGGAACAUAGUAAUCUAUACCAAAUAUACUGUAAUAAGCUAUUACUUAGGAUUAACUUUUAGCUUAAAAUGUUAGACUAUUAUAACAAUUACAUGAACAAUAAUCUUUUUUGAAUUUACAAAGUUUAAUGUUACUAAACCCUAUAGUUUAAACUUAAAUGAACUAAGAUAGUAAAAAGAUAAAAAAAUCAAAUAAAACCAUUUAAGUAAUACCACCAGUUAAUACUAAAGAAGAUGGAUAAAAUCUAUUGGAUAUAAAAGGAAAUGUGAAAAAUGCAUAUAUAAAGAAAAUAGUUUCAUUGUUAAGUGUAGAAGGGGAUAAAUUAUUAGAUGAUGAUUUUCAGGAGGAUUUAGAGAUUGAAAGUUGUUCAGAUAAUCAGAAACAAGAUAAGUUGAAUGGAUUAUUAAAUUGUAACAAUGACUAAACUUAGAUGAAAUAAAAGGGUAAGUAAAGUGCAAAGAUGUCAAGACUUAGAAAAAAGUUUUAUAUAAAAUUGUUGGAGAAAAAAGUAUAAUAUAGUAAAAGUAACCAAUAGGUUUCAGAUUUAGAUUAAUAAAUAUCAGAAUACAAAAAAACUACUCGUUAAUCCUUUGAAUAUUUAACUUAAAUUUUAUAAUCACAUCCAAUUUUAAAUAGUAUGAUAAUUGGAAAUUCUGCAGCAAUAGAUUAGGUUAUGGAAUGUUACAGUUCUGAUUCAGCUUAAUUGAUAUUGGAUUCAUAUAUUGUAAAAAUAUUCAAAUUAAUAUAAGAUGAGAUAUGGUAUUUGUGGGAUUAAAAGAAGAGAUUAUUUUAAAUAUGCAGUAAAAAAUAUUUAAAAGAAUUUCUUAAAAGGGAAUUAUGGUCUUUUAUUAAUGAGUUGGAAUAAAGAGAUACAGAAUUGUAUUUGAGAAUCAAUUAUUUAUAGAUGAUUAAGAGUUUAAUAAUUAUGUGGAGAUAGUAAAGAAAGAGGCUAAAUUAGAAGAUGAUAAUCAAGUGUAUAAAAUAUUGGCAACAGUAGAUAGAAUGUUGAAUCAUCGAAAAAUAUCAUAAUAGUAAAUUUAUUAAUAAUUAUUUUAAAGAUUAUUAUUAAGAUUCAAUUAAAAUAUCAAAAAUCUUAAAAAUCUUUAAUAAGAGGUAGAAGAAACAUUAAAUUAAUUUACUGAAUGCUUAAGCCCUAUUUAGCAUUUAGAUUUCAUUAAAUAAAUUGAGAAACUAGGUUUUUUAAAUAGGUUUAUAAAAUGA
Molecule: messenger RNA, 1271 nt
Organism: Paramecium sonneborni
Lineage: Eukaryota; Ciliophora; Oligohymenophorea; Peniculida; Parameciidae
Source: the annotation of a GenBank genome assembly